Messenger RNA from Lodderomyces pseudojiufengensis, 735 nucleotides. RefSeq lists its product as uncharacterized. The coding region runs from base 1 to 735 and encodes 244 amino acids. NCBI's taxonomy places the organism in Eukaryota, Fungi, Ascomycota, Pichiomycetes, Serinales, Debaryomycetaceae. The transcript has a single exon. The record is from RefSeq and is a predicted model, not a curated record.
AUGUUAAUUGACUUAUAUAACAAACAGAUAGAAGUGAAAAACAAGGAAAUUGAAGAAAAAUAUUUGAAAACAAAAGCUAGCAAACCAUCUGCUCAAUUUGUAAAUACUUCAGAUUCUUCAAGUAAAUAUAGUACUAUCAAUACAACUGCAAAAAUCUCAACUUCAAAUUCUCAAAAUGAUAAACUAAAAAGUGAUAAGCCUCCGCUAAAGGAAAACACUAAUUUGUUAAAUAUUAGUCCUGGUGAAGCUCCAAAAUUUCAUAGUCGUCCUGAUUCAAAAUUUUAUACAAUUAAUAUUAAUGAAAAUCAUGCAAAUAAUCAACGAAAUGUACACUUUUUUACAACCACCACCGCCACUACUAAAGAAAUUGAUGAUUCAAAUAAUAAAUUUUAUGAUCAUUCAUUCAUUGACCCAACUAUACAUGAGAAUUUAACGGUCCCAAACAAAACAUCAAAUAAAUUUUUUAGUAUGAGUAAACUCAAAACUGACUUGAAAAAUCAAACCUAUAAGCAAAAAUUAGAUCAUAUAAAGAAUAAGUUUGAAACUUCUAAAACUAAAUUUGAUACAUUUAGGGCUAAGUUUCAUCGAUUAAACCAUAGUCAUGACAAAGAUAGAACAAUUAGAUUUGGCCAUUUUAGAUUUAAGGACAAUAAUAAGGAUGAUACAAAUCAUGAUGUCAAAGAAAAUAAAGAAGGAGCUGAUACCGUUAAAUUUGAACCCAAUAAACACAAUUAA